Molecule: messenger RNA, 1031 nt
Organism: Schizophyllum commune H4-8
Lineage: Eukaryota; Fungi; Basidiomycota; Agaricomycetes; Agaricales; Schizophyllaceae
Exons: 2
Coding region: 29-595 (188 amino acids)
Source: RefSeq, a predicted model, not a curated record
CCGUCGACGAGCACGACGAGUAUACCGCAUGAGUGCGGUCAAUGACGACUGGCAGGCCCAGCUGCAUGCCGCCUACGCCAGCUCUCCCGCCACCGGGUCCUCGGAAACCGAUAAUGCUUCCGCCAUCAAGGCCGAAUCCUUUGACGAGCUGCUCAGCCUAACGCCUAUGCCACCUCCCGGGCCCGACUACUUUGCCGCUCGGAGAGCUCUUUGGAACUCAGAUUGGAAAAAAGCCGAGUCUAAACGGCGCACGCCCCCUCCGCCGCCGUCUUCCGCUCGCCAGAGGCUUGAGCAGCAGACGGCCUCACCGGACGUGAUCUACAACGACCAGGUGUGGGCAGCCCACCUACAAAAGAUCUGGAAAAGCCUGGCAGCUGGAGACAGGUUCAAAUAUCCCAUGCCCUUGCGCAUCGUGGUCAGGAUAGCGCAGGCGGCUUGGUUGCGCGAUAAUAUCUGGCCACCAGGCAUGGUGGUUGCGUCUACCUCUGAUGCGGAGUUGGAGGCGCCAGCGUUUACGUUUGCGGAGGGGCAGUCGUCGUCGGCGUCAGCCGUAGGUCAGGUCAUGGAAGCGAGAGAUGAGUCGAUGGUCAAUUGAAGAACAUACCCUGCCGUCCUCCGAGGGCGUUCACCCACGCUUGUAUUUCCAGAUGCUCUGCGUUGUAUCAAGAUGUAGCACACCUCAUGUAUCAACAUCGGAUCCAACUAGACUGUGUACCGAUAUCACCCCUCCUGCCCACGGCAUCGCUCGUCCACCGCGUACAUCUCGACAAACGAACACACUGUGGGUCCGUCACACGUGCAUGUGCGUGCUUAGCGCUCUCUCACUGGUUCAACGGGCUGCGGUCCAGAUCUGGCAAGGACCACUACAAAUGAACGCGCACCUGUCGUCCGAACUCUGUUGAACGAACACCGCGCACUGAUAGGCACUUCCUAAUGGGACCGACAUGCAACCAAGGCGCUUGAGAGCUGUUUGCGUGGGACGAGGACGUUGCACAGGGCAUUCACGCGCAGGGAGGGGAUUGAGAGUCCUC